GCAUGGCGACUGCGGGAGGCGGCGGGUUCGAUGGGGAUCGAGGAGGAGACAGGCUGGGGAGAAACAAUGAGAGGCCGCUGGUUCCUUACUUCAUCCAAGGAGAGGACGGGACUCCGGUCGUCAAUCAGGAUUUGCGAUUGGUGCCGAACCAGGGGAAAGGGAAGAAGAAGGGGGCGAAGGCGACCACCAACGUCGCGCUUGUAAAUAACCAGGUGGCAGCUGCUGCCAACAAGGCAACGGCUGUCCGUCCGUUUGCUGUGCAGCACAAGGCGAACGCUCCGCCUGCAUCCAACAAGAAUUCUCAAACCUCACACAACGGGAAGUUUGCCGGAGGUGCCUUCCUCAACUCACCGCCUCCGAGCAGCCUCCCGUUGCCCAAGAUCGCAGCGAGGCCAGGCAUGAACCCAGUCUUCUCCGACCCAGCCAUCAUCACCAGCUCCUUCCAAGAAGCUCCAUCCCACCACAGCUCCGGUGCCAGCAGCGCCAUCGUCCCCGGAACGCGCGUCAACGCUCUGUUCCUGGACGGCCAGUGGUACGACGGGACGGUACACCAGUACGGGAUGGACUACUGCGCGAUCCUCUUCGAUGGGUAUGAGCAUGAGGGGGUCUACGAGAUCCCCGUGAGGGACGUGCGGCCCUACCCUUCCAUCCUCAGCACUCCUCCUGGGGCCAGGAACGAUCAAACGCAGGUUCCUCCACCCCUCAAGCUGGAUGCUCCUGUGCACAUGCAGGCAGAUGCAGGCGAGCGACUGAUGCACAAGAGCUCGGCGGGGAUCCUCUCCGACAAGCCCAUGGAGCCUUUUAGGUUUGCCGGAGACUCCAUUCUUGCAACGCCAGGGGCUCCUAGGGGGGGGAACGAGACGGCUGGAGUGACUUCGGUCGAAGAACUGGAGAGGAAACUGCUGUCUCACGGUCAGGCCCCUGCGCAUGGAGUGUACCAACUGCCCCAGAGAGACGAUGCGGGUUCGCAAUUACUCGCGAUGUUGAACAUCAACAGGCCUCAAGAGACGUCAUCAGCAGCUCCAGGUCACCAUACAUCAUUGCAAGGCUCUGAAAAGCCACAGGAAGCAAGCCCCUUCAAGAUGGUUCCCUUCCCGUAUGCCAACGGUGCAUCACAAGAGCCACCGGCUGCUGCCGCCAACGGAAGCAACGGAAGCAGAUCCAGCGGAUUGGUUGGCUCGAUUUUAAGUCAUGGAAAUGGACAACAACAACAUGGAGGCAGUACGACUCAGGCGCCGUUUCGACCUCUCCCGACUAGGAAGCCGACGUCGCAACUACUAGCUUCUGCCGUCAAUAGUUGAUAGUGGCAGAGAAACUCAAUUCAAGCUGUAAAUUUGGUUUCUCGUC
This is a messenger RNA of Guillardia theta CCMP2712, 1347 nucleotides long. RefSeq lists its product as hypothetical. The transcript is spliced from 6 exons. The annotation marks the transcript as partial. Lineage: Eukaryota; Cryptophyceae; Pyrenomonadales; Geminigeraceae. The record is from RefSeq and is a predicted model, not a curated record.